GAAGUUGCCUUGACGACUCCGAAGAGGAGGAGAAAGCGGAGCAACAACAAACAAGAGGGUCUCCGCAGCAUCCAGCCGCCUCGCCGCCCGGCCACAAGGACGAAAACGGCUUUUUUUUUUUUCGUGAGCCGCCAGCCGCUCAUUUCCUUCUGCUUUUGAUGCUUCGCGUUCGCUGAUGUGGAUUUAGGCCAGAGCCGGUUGACAGCUGAUGUUUUCACGCUCAUCCGCAAUGACGAAUUACAAGGCGUUCCACUCCCAGCUGACGUCCAUCAUGGAGGCGCUGACCAAAGCGGCCGUGGCGGAGAUCUGCGAGCUGGUGGAUGACAGCUACGCCGUCCUGCAGCUGGAGCUCUCCCGCAGCCACAAGGAGAACGAGGCGCUGCGGAGGAAGCUGGAGCUCAUCGAGACCAUCAUCGCCCGGGGACACCGAGGCAACAUCGCGAUGCUGGAUUACACCGGGCAGGAGGCCGGAGGGCUGCUGGACUUCAGUGUCGAACGUGCCUUGCCCAGCACAGCGAGCGCCAGGCAGCCCAGAGCCAGCCUGAGAAAGAGCGGCCGAGUCCUGGCUGUGGAGGCGGAGGCCGACACCCUCAGCCCCGUGACCAAAGAGGUGAACCUGCCUUCGUCCGAGGAGGAACCCAGCGACCCGGACGUCGUUUUGAUCAAGGAGGAAACGACGGGCGAGGCGAACAGCAACGGCGCCGCCGACGAGCUGCUGCUCAACGAGGACGGAACGGAGGUGCAGCGGCUGGAGGCAGACGACUGUGAAGAGGGGCCGUCUGGAAUACUGAUCAGCUCGGCGGCCGGCAGCCUGAGGCAGUGGGAGCAGGGCGCCGACAGACCGUCGGAGCUCGGCGAGCCUCAGGAGACGCAGACCAAGCCCGAGUCCCCCGGCCCGGCGGACGGCGCCGACGAGCCGACGGACAUCGUGUUCGACUUGGCCGCGGAAUCGGACUCCGAGGCGCCCGCCAUGACUCUGUCGCGAAAGCCGUUCCUGCUGGGGUCGGCGGGGAGUCCCACCUCGCUGCCCGGGACCUUCGACCUGAAGCGCGGCGUGUCGAUGAUCAGCUCGCUGCCGUACGACAUGGAGCUGGAGAUGUGCUCGUCGUGGAACAACCAGGGUCUGCCCAGCAUGGUGCAGGUGCCGCGCCGCUCGUACCUCAAACCGGACCACCGGGCCUCGCACCUGGACAAGGCGUCCGACAUGGGCGCCGCCGGCUUCCCGCUCGCGCUGGGCCUGGGCGCGUCCAAGGCGGACACGCUGGAGCUGAACCGCUUCUGCAGGGACAGGCGCUUCAUCUGCAGCUACUGCGGCAAGUGCUUCACGUCGUCGCGGAGCCUGGAGACGCACGUGCGCGUGCACACCGGCGAGCGGCCGUACAGCUGCGCCCAGUGCGGCAAGCGCUUCACGCAGUCGGGCCACCUGAAGACGCACCAGAGCGUGCACACCGGGGAGCGGCCGUUCGCCUGCGAGCACUGCGGCAAGAGGUUCGCCGGGAAGCAGAACCUGAGGAUACAUCAGCAGAAACACCACCCGGCCGACCAGGGGCUGGCUGCCGUGUAGCCGGAGGGGCGGGAUGCCUCCCCUCCCGGCCACGCCCACAAUGUAUGCACUCGCGGUACUGCAAGGCGCUCCGGGCGAAAGCGUCCACCAAAUGACACUGAGACGAUAAGCUACAACAGACCCGACCCUUCCUGCUGUCACUGUUACUACACAUCUAAUUUAAAUAGAUCUUUUUUUAAUUUCAAGGCCUUUUUGCAGAACUUUUAGAAGAAUGGGUGCUUUUAAUUAGAAAAAAAAAAAACGUAGCUUUGACUUUUUAUUUCAUUAGGCCUUACGUUUUUUUAACCAUCUUAACUGCCUUGGUAGGUGUCCUAGUUUGUUUUUUCAAAACAAAGAGAAACGGGACUACGACCUGACGCCGAGCAAUUCUUACCUCAAACCGACGCGGGCCGUUUGGUGGCUCCGGUCUUUAGCCUAGCGUGACGACGGCCUGGUGGGACAGAAACAUGUAGCGAGCGGUGCACCGGGACCAGCGUGUGCACCGGCCAGCAGCAUCUAACAUUAAAAGUGUGCAAUCUCAGACCAACGCUCUGUGGCAGUCAUUGUCUCAAAGUGUGACCAGAUUUAACACACACACACACACACACACACACACACACACACACACCUGUAGGUUUGUGCACGAGGAACGUGCACAGUGUUUUGCCGAAAGGCCAGAUCACACAGCCACACUGUUCUCCGACACAGAAAUCUGAAAACUCCCUU
This is a messenger RNA of Myripristis murdjan (pinecone soldierfish), 2269 nucleotides long. RefSeq names its product zinc finger protein 500. Gene Ontology annotation, biological process: regulation of transcription by RNA polymerase II; embryo development. Gene Ontology annotation, molecular function: DNA-binding transcription factor activity, RNA polymerase II-specific; RNA polymerase II transcription regulatory region sequence-specific DNA binding. Gene Ontology annotation, cellular component: nucleus. The coding region runs from base 209 to 1564 and encodes 451 amino acids. The record is from RefSeq and is a predicted model, not a curated record. The transcript is spliced from 4 exons. NCBI's taxonomy places the organism in Eukaryota, Metazoa, Chordata, Actinopteri, Holocentriformes, Holocentridae.